AUGCUAGACGUAGAAAAGAUAGAAAAUGAUUCUAUUAAUAAUGAAAGAUCAAUAACUGAAAAACUUGUGCUUGUACACACUGUUCACGAAGUGCAUGUUCAUAAUCAAGUAAUUUAUCUAGAUCUACCAAGUGAAGAAGCCAGAAUUAAUAAUUUAAUCAACUACAUAGCUGUCGGUUGUGUGCAACUUGCCAGGCAAUUUUGUUCAACAAGUCAGAAACCCUCUGUUUCUCAAGAAACUACUUAG
Messenger RNA from Dentiscutata erythropus, 246 nucleotides. The record is from the annotation of a GenBank genome assembly. NCBI's taxonomy places the organism in Eukaryota, Fungi, Glomeromycota, Glomeromycetes, Diversisporales, Gigasporaceae.